GGAAAGCUUUAGCUCCGCCCCCAGCUGCAGGUGGACAUCUACUCUCUGAUUGGAUGGAUGUUCUGACGGGUCAGAUGAUCCAGGAUCAGGUGAUAACCUCAUCGAAGCUCCGCCCACUGUUGAUUCCUUCCCUGCUUUAACAGCCAAUAAUAUGAACCAGCUGACGGAGGCGGAGUUAAGCCAGGAAAUGGAGGGCAAGGUGCAGACCUGGGCCCAGUCUAUGAUUUACACGGUGGAGGAACUGGAGUGUAAAAUCUGCUACAACCGCUACAACACCCGCAGCAGGAAACCCAAACUGCUGGGCUGUCUGCACCGAGUCUGCGCCAAGUGUCUGAAGAAGAUGGUCGACCUGGGAGACUCCUCCCCCUCCGUCAUCAGCUGCCCGUUCUGCCGCCACGAGACCUACAUACCUGAGGAGGAGGUCUGGUUAAUGGAGGAUGACCGGCACAUCCUGGCAGUUCUGUCCUGUCAGAAUGGAUUCCAGCAGGAAGGAGGUCCGGCAGGUCCAGGAUGUUCUGAGGUGAUCCUGACCCCCACCAGUCUGAAUGGGGGAGGAGAAGGCGUGGACCACCGCUCCUCGGACUGUCUGGUCAUCACCAUCAUGGAGCUUCCUGACCGGACUCCGUCCUCAGAUUCUCUGAACGUGCUCAACGUUGUGGGUCUUUACCGCCCCCCCAGCCUGGACUCGCUGCCCUGCAGCCUGCCGUCCCACAAGUGUCGCGCCUGGAUGUCCCACAGCGUCCCCCGUUGUCUUCUGGGGGUUUUAUGUCUGGUGUACUUCAGCUCGCUGCCUCUGGGGAUCUACCUACUGAUGAUCGGCCAGCUGUGGAUGGGCGUCGUCCUCGUCAGUCUGGUUCCGUGCACACUGCUGCUACUCGUUCUUUAUGGCUUCUGUCAGUGCAUGUGCCACGAGGUAAGGGAGGUCCUGACUACAAGCAGGCUGCCCUGACAGCAGCAAGACAACCCGCUGCUCUGUUGACAGCAGGAGGAUCCACUUCCACGGCAACAAAAAGACAGUCUGCUGCCAUGGAAACAACAACAGGAUGACACGCUGCCAUGGCAACGACAACCAACAAUGUAUCUCCAUCAACACCAGAUCCUGAGCAUCAAAACAACAGAGCAACAGAACAACAGACAGAAAACUCAAACCAGAAACAUAAACCCACCUGAAUAUUGAACGUUUAGGCUGUGACAUCACAC
Nematolebias whitei (Rio pearlfish) is the source of this 1200-nucleotide messenger RNA. Its product is annotated as E3 ubiquitin-protein ligase RNF182. The record is from RefSeq and is a predicted model, not a curated record. The coding region runs from base 152 to 949 and encodes 265 amino acids. The transcript is spliced from 8 exons. Lineage: Eukaryota; Metazoa; Chordata; Actinopteri; Cyprinodontiformes; Rivulidae.